Messenger RNA from Cryptotermes secundus, 3045 nucleotides. It is a transcript of the gene mus81, whose product is annotated as crossover junction endonuclease MUS81. Gene Ontology annotation, biological process: DNA catabolic process; mitotic intra-S DNA damage checkpoint signaling; double-strand break repair via break-induced replication. The record is from RefSeq and is a predicted model, not a curated record. Gene Ontology annotation, molecular function: 3'-flap endonuclease activity; DNA binding; crossover junction DNA endonuclease activity. Bases 169 to 2028 code for a protein of 619 amino acids. Gene Ontology annotation, cellular component: nucleus; Holliday junction resolvase complex. The transcript has 10 exons. Lineage: Eukaryota; Metazoa; Arthropoda; Insecta; Blattodea; Kalotermitidae.
AUGACCGCCAUGACAUCGAAACUUGAAUGUUAUAAUCAAACGAUAUACAAGUUUAAAAUUAUUCGUAUGCAUGAAUUAAACUGUCACGUGUAAUGAAGAACAUGUGAAACAAUCUCAGGAAUUUGGAGGUUAGGUUACCAACACAAGACCCGAACUUUGCUGUAAAUAAUGGAUACGAAAGUGUCCAAGAAUAGAAAGAAGCGAGUAACGGUGAAACCCAAGAAACCUCCAAAUCCGUUGUUUGAAAAAUGGCUAGAAGAGUGGAAGAAUGAAGCCGUUUCUAAAAAUUCAGAUCUGCAGUACUGUUUCGGAAGGGCGCUGUCCUCAUUGAGGAAAUAUCCCCUUCCACUGAAGAGUGGCAGAGACUGUGGAGUUCUAGAUUAUUUCGGAAACAGAAUAUGUGUCAUGUUGGACAGCAAACUUGCUGAAUACAGGAGAACUCAUCCAAAAGGAACAGAUGAGAAGUGCAAUGGCAUGGGUACCCAUGUGACUACCAGCCCAAUAGCUUGCAACAGCAGUCAGAGUAAGCCAGGGAAGAAGGAGAAAUCAGACAUCAGUACACAUGUUCGGAGGAAUAAGCAAUAUCUUCCAGCAUGGCGAUCUGGUGCAUAUGCCAUUCUGCUGACACUUCUCGAGGAGUCACAGAGACCAGAUUAUCCAGGUUACCUGACACGGCUGCAGCUGCAGACAAUGGCUCAGCCUCUUUGUGACACUUCAUUCAGAAAGUCUGACUCAGGCUCAUUCUACACUGCCUGGUCAUCCAUGGCAGGACUUGUUAAACGAGGUCUUGUGCUACGAAAUGGUUCGCCUGCCAAAUUCAGCUUAUCAGAUGCUGGUGCAGCUAUGGCUCAACAGCUACGUGACGGGAGCGAUGCAUGUGUGUCCAAACAUCUUGCUGCCCCAGAGAUCAUUUCAAUAGAUACAUCAGAUGAUGACAGUCCAAUUUCUGAAACUCAAGAUGGCACUGUUGCUGGUAAUGGAGACGUAGCAACGACACUCAUGUGCGAUAACAAGCAGUGCCUGACUGUCAGUGCUCCCAUACCCAUGAAGAGAAAAGCCACUGCUGCCAACAUGAGAGACUAUGAGAACAGCCAUCUGAGUUCAGUGCAAUCAGAAAAGACUUCUCACAGAAAGAAGUGCUCACCACAAGAGCAAGAAACUGCAGAUAAUACACUCAUCCUGGAACCUGGCUCAUUUGAUGUGAUCCUCCUUGUAGACAAAAAUGAAACAGCUGGAGGGUCUGAGCCGAGACGUCUGCUUGAGGAUGUGGCUGUCUCAGAACUGUCAGCUCUGGGUACGUUGUUCGAGCUGAGACACCUCAAGGUGGCAGAUUUCACAUGGGUAUGUCGUGAUCGAGUGACAGGCCAAGAGCUGGUUCUGCCAUACAUAGUGGAGCGCAAGAGAAUGGAUGACCUUGCCAGUAGCAUCCGAGAUGGAAGAUUCCAUGAACAAAAGUUUCGCAUGAAGCAGAGUGGGCUGCAGAACCUGAUUUACCUCGUGGAGAGUCAUGGAGAUAACAUGCACACAUCCCUGCCACUAGACACGCUGAACCAGGCAACCAUCAACACACAAGUGGUGGACAGGUUCACCGUCAAGACAACUUCCAGCCAUCGUGACUCCAUGCGUUACCUGUCCAUCAUGACACGACUGCUGAGUUCCACAUACUGUAACAAGACCAUUGUCAGCUGCCAUCAUGACCGUCUGCCACGCUGCCAUAUCAGGGAUGAUCUUGUGUCUCUCAUGACAUUCUCAGAAUUCAACAUGGCCUCGAGCAAAACGAAGGCCCUCAAAGUGCAGGACGUGUUCAUAAAGCAGCUCCUUCAGCUUCAUGGUCUUUCAGCUGAGAAGGCACAAGCAAUAGUAGAGCGUUACCCAACACCUCGAGUACUCAUGGCUGCAUUCCAGGCUGAAGGGUCAGCAGGGGAGAAACUGCUUGCCAACAUCCGCUAUGGCUCCCUGAAUCGUCUUAUAGGACCAGUUAUAAGCAGGACCAUCCACAAGUUCUAUACCAACCACCUUCUCUCAUAACAUUGUUACCAGUUGUCACCAGUAUGAAGUGCAGGGGAGAAGCAACUGGAGAGACAUGGAACACAUAUAUACAUGAUUUGCAUGAUCAUGUAUCCGAGAUUUAUAUUUCUAGCCUUAAUAAUCCAAAUACAUUGGAGUACCCAUUAAAUGUUCAUUGGUUUAAGGUUUUCUAUCAUGUAACUUUCAGUGUCAGUGAUCAAGAGCCAGUAAUCUCAAGUUGAUCUAUUGGUAUUCAAAUCUCUCAAAUUAAGGACUGCCACAAUUUUGUCUUACAUAACAUUUUUCAGUGACAAAUCUAUUAUGUUAGUUCAGGUCUGUGUAUAGUCAAAAUUCUGUUUCUUUGACUUGUAUUCACCAGUGAUCAGCAUUUCCCAUAUAAUCAAAGGAGGCCAUUUUUAAGGCUGGGGCAUCCAGUGGUAGAGUGAUCAUGAGUAUGAUUGGCCGAGUGAACCUACAGUUUAACAAGGGUUUUGAACGUCAGAGAUGCAUGAUAUUCUUCACAUCUGAAAAGUUCCGCCUUUUGCGGAGGUAAGAGUGUCAAUCUGUAAGCAGAAAAGUGUGUACAUGGGCCUGACCAAGACCUGAACUCAUAACCCUUUUAAUGAGAGUCUUAAGAAAAGCAAGGACCAUCCUCUAUUUUACAUUCUAAUUAUCAUACUUGCACCAUUCUUCUUAUUAAUGGCAAGGCCAAAUUUCAUAAACUAGUUGUCAGCUUUUGUUUAUAGUUUGUUUUCAUUGAAUUCGUGAUGGCUAGUGGAGGGAUAAAUGAAAUGUAUGAACAAGGAUGUUUUAAAUCCUGAAACAAUCCAUUAUGUACUUUUGCAGUUUAUUAAUUCUGAAAGCAGUUCUAUCUACGAGCCUUUAUUUGUCAUUUCAAGUAAAUGGUACCAUUACUUAAGCAUCUGAUUUCUCUUUCACUGUGUUUUUGCCUUAAAUCUAUACACUUGUAAUUAGGCUAAGAUAAUUUUUUGUGUGAAGUAGUGUGGUAUAAUUAAAAAUAUGUUUAUAUGCUCUUUA